This is a messenger RNA of Prunus armeniaca (apricot), 2910 nucleotides long. NCBI's taxonomy places the organism in Eukaryota, Viridiplantae, Streptophyta, Magnoliopsida, Rosales, Rosaceae. The record is from the annotation of a GenBank genome assembly.
AUGGAAAAAGAGUCCUCUGAGUCUAAAAGCCAGUCUGGAAGUCCACAUAAUUUUGAUGAUGAACCUCCAGAAGACCAACAAGUAGUCAGCCUAAUUAGACAAGUCAAUUUUAGGAAAUGGUAUUCAAAAGUAACAAUAUUUGUCCAGAAUUUUGAGUUUACCACAGUUGCCCUAUUUGAUUCAGGAGCCGACCUUAACUGUAUCCAGGAAGGUCUAAUCCCUACUAAGUUUUACCAGAAGUCUAGAGAAUCCCUAAGUACUGCUUCAGGAAAAUCUCUCCAGUUGAAUUAUGAAAUCUCAAAAGCCCAUGUUUGCCAAGAUAAGAUCUGUUUCAAAACCUCAUUUGUCCUAGUCAAAAAUAUUACUGAUGAAGUCAUUUUAGGAUUACCUUUUGUUGCCUUAUUGUAUCCCUUUCAGGUAGACUAUGAUGGUGUCAUUUCUACUUAUUUAGGGGAAAAGGUUAAAUUUGAGUUCUUGUCUAAGCCAGAAUUGCAUAACCUGAGAGCCCUGCAGAAACAGUCAGUCUCUAAGUCAGUACAAAUUAUUCGAAAAAAUAGUCAGUUGAAUUUUCUUAAAGAAGAAAUUAGGUUCAAAAGAAUUGAACAACAGCUUAAUGAUACUUCCCUACAGUUGCAAAUCCAACAGUUUGAGACUAAAUUAAAAAAUGAAAUUUGUUCUGAGUUGCCUAAUGCUUUUUGGUAUAGGAAACAACAUGUUGUCCAUCUUCCUUAUAUCAAAACCUUUAGUGAGAAAAACAUUCCUACUAAAGCUAGGCCAAUCCAGAUGAGUCAAGAAAUAAUGGAAUUCUGUAAGAAAGAAAUUCAUGAGUUACUUGAAAAGAAAAUCAUACGCAAAAGUAAGUCCCCUUGGUCAUGUCCUGCUUUUUAUGUCCAGAAAAAUGCUGAACUAGAAAGAGGAGUCCCAAGACUAGUUAUCAAUUACAAGCCAUUAAAUUCGGUCUUAGAAUGGAUUAGGUAUCCCAUACCUAAUAAGAGAGACCUGAUUAAUAGAUUAGAAAAAGCAGUUGUCUAUUCUAAAUUUGAUAUGAAGAGUGGGUUUUGGCAAAUCCAAAUACAUGAGUCUGAUAGGUAUAAGACUGCGUUUGUCACCCCUUUUGGUCAUUAUGAAUGGAACGUAAUGCCUUUCGGUCUGAAAAAUGCUCCUAGUGAAUUUCAGAAUAUCAUGAAUGAAAUUUUCAAUCCUUAUAGUCAUUUCUCCAUUGUCUAUAUUGAUGAUGUUCUCAUCUUCUCUGAGUCUAUAGAGCAGCAUUGGAAACAUUUGCAUAAGUUUCUUCAAAUUGUCAAACAAAAUGGUUUAGUUGUCUCUGCCAAGAAAAUCAAGUUAUUCCAAACCAAUAUCAGAUUUCUUGGUUUUAAUAUCUGUCAGUCACAAAUCUCCCCAAUUGAUCGAGUCAUCCAAUUUGCUGAUAAAUUCCCUGAUCAAAUUCUUGAUAAAAGUCAACUCCAUAGGUUGCAGAGUAAUCCUCCCCCAUGGUCGAAUAUUCAUACUGAAAUUGUUAAGCAAAUCAAAGCCCAUGUCAAGACACUUCCCUGCCUUGGCAUUCCUUCAGUUGAUUCCUUCAAAAUAGUUGAAACUGAUGCCUCUGACACAGGAUGCACAAUGGCACCCAAAAAAGACAAGCAAAAAGAGUCAACCAGCCAAUCUAAGUCAUCCCAGUCGCCUUCCCAGUCGCUCCGAAUCCUCCCUGCAUCCAUGAGUCAAAAUAAGCCAGAAAUCCCCAAGUCGGUGGUUCCUUACCCAGGUCAUCCACCAAUCUCAGUUGCCACACCAAUCUCAGUUGCCAAUAGAUUCUCUGCCCUAGGAUCUACAGUCGGCCAAAUUCGCCCUAGUUAUCAGUCAACCCUAAUCUCCAGUUAUGAUCCCUUCUUUGGUGAUUCCCCUGCUGGACCUUCAGUUGCCCCCUUCAAAAAGUCAUCCCCUUAUAUGCCUAAAAGCACUUCUCAUUUAUUCGUUCUUGAGCCAAUUUAUGAUGUUCAUUCUGAUCCAGUUGAAAUAGCCAAACACUAUUUUCCUCCUGGAUUUCAUUAUAUGCCUCCCAGUUCAUAUAAGUCUCUCAAGUAUUAUAGAGAUAUAUUACUUGAAACCCAAUCAGUUGAAAUUAAGCCGAUAAGGGAUAAAGAUCAUCCUGAGAUUAUCCUUUAUCAUUCUCUUUAUAUCCAUAAGAUUGUAAGCCAAGAAUCCUUCAGUAGCCAUCCCUAUGAGCUAAAAACCCUCCAGUCAAAAUUACAGUAUAAUUAUUCCGAUUAUAUUGAAGCCUGGUACUCUAUCUUCCUCCAUCAAACCGAGGAUUUUAGUCACUCCUGGUUUAUUAAUUUUGACAAUAAGUUCAAAAGUCCUUUUCCCUUCUGGUUCCUCCAUUGGUGGGAAAAGCACGGCCCAAUUGAUGAAAUUUUGCCUAUUUCAGUUCAUGAGUUGAUCCGCCAUUAUACUAAAAAAGCCAAAUUCGCCAAAAAUGAUUUAUUCUUUCCCAAGCAAAUGCUUUUUGUAGCCAGAUAUAAAGUUCCUUGGAUCCUCAAGUGGUCCUACAAAGUUGCCAAAGACUCUACCCGAGUCCUUACCCGCCAAUUCUCAGUUAAAUGGUGGGAUAAAUUUGAAGUUGACAGAAUUGCCAGAUAUGUCUACAAUGAUCUGCCCCAAGAGCCUAUUCCGCGUCCGGUCUCCCCUACUGGUUCGACCCGAUCUUCUCUCUCAGUCGAAGGAAAAUCGAAGUCUGAACUCCAAGAAAUUGCACGUCAGUUGAUCAUCCAAGCCUCCCAAAUGGAUGAUGAUGAAGACAAUGAUUCCCCUUCAUCGUCUAGUUGCCAGCUUAUGCAAAGCCCUGUCAAAAAGAAGUCCUGGUUUGAAGACAGUCAAGACCCAUAUGAUGGGUAUGAUUUGAAUUCUGACUAA